AUGCUAACAUCCUUACCAGUGGGAAUGAGGCAUGGCAAUACAGGUCUUGAAAGUUUGCAGAUCAAAGGAUGUCAUUCUCUGACAUUCAUUGUAAAAGGUCAGCUACCUCCAUCUCUUAAAAGACUUUCAAUAUUAAAUUGUGAGAAGUUGCAGGUUUUGUUAGAUGAUACAGAUGAUAUUUCUCCUCCUCCAUCUUCAAUAAUGCAAAAUGUGUUCAAUAGCAACACCAGUACAUAUGUACUUGAGCGCUUGUAUAUUGAUAACUGUCCAUCUCUCACGGCUUUAUCAUUAAAAGGACAGUUACCUGUUUCACUCACACAUCUUAAAAUUUUUGAUUGCUUAAAGUUAGCAUCAAUCGCAGAGAAAUUUGACAACAACAUAUCUCUCAGGUCAAUACAUGUUCGGGAAUGUGAAAUCUUAUUCCCUUGCCUCAGUCUAAACAUUCUUAACCGCCUUCAUGAAAUUACACUUGCAGACUAUCCGAACCUUGUUCGCUUCCCUGAAGGAGGGCUUCCCAACACCAGUCUAGAGAUUAUAUUCUUCAGAUGUGAGAAACUUAGAGAGCUUCCUGAAGGCUUUCACAAUCUCAGCUGUCUCCAACUUUUAUCAAUAAAUAGAUGUCCAAGUAUCAGAUCAUUGCACAAGCUCACCUGCCUUACAAGCCUCCAUAUAGCUGGAUGUCCUGAUGUUGUAUCUUUUCCAGAAGAUGAGAUGGGAAUGAUGCUGCCAACCUCUUUGAUUCAGCUAUCCGUUGAAGAAUUUCCAAACUUGAAAUACUUAUCUUACAGGGGUUUUCAAGACCUAGCUUCUCUUCAAACUUUGGUUAUCGAUGAUUGCCCACAGCUUCCAUUCUUUCCGGUGGGCCUAACAUCCUCGCUUUUGCAAUUGCACAUUUAUGAUUGUCCACUGCUGAAAAAUCAGUGCACGAGGGAUAAAGGACGAGAAUGGCCUAAGAUAGCUAACAUCCCUUACGUUACAUUUGACUACAAGUUUAUCUACGAUUCGAAGGAGGAAGAGGAUAGAUCAAAGAGACAUUUGAUAUACAUGAGGCAAACUUGUGCUAAUCAACUGGGCAAUUUUUUUUUUUUUUUCUGGGGAAACAUAUUGUAGCUUUGGUGUUACAUGGAUUCAGGUUUUUCUGAUGAGUUUAAAUUUGUAAAAGAUUAUAUGGAUUCUCUUCAAAACUCUUACUUGGAAGACUCAAGACUUAGUAUGUGUGAUAUUAAGUUAUUACUUACGAUAAAAUUUUCGAGAGGGGAAUUCAUUUAAAAACCUUCAGGUUUCUAGUAAAAUAAUUCCCACAUCUGGAGCCUCUGUUAAGAAUAUCACAUAUUUAAUAGACAAGCCAAUUAUCAACCCCACAUCUGUGAUCCAUAUUAAUGAUUGUCCAAGCAAAUAUCUUCGAAGGAUUGUGCUCUUCAUUCAACUUUGGUUCUGCUGUCUCAUUGCCCUCAUAGCACCAAUGAGACAACAUUGUUGGAGCACGGAUGUGGGCUGAUGAUUGUCCAACAAUGCUCCCAUAUUUCAGUAGAAGCACUCUAGAUAGUAGAUCCUACUAAACAUACGGAUAUUGUAACACUCUUGGACAAAUCUCAUAUUACAGAAAUUAGUUUUGUCUUAACAUCCUCAAAAAGUAUCUAAGAUAGACAGUUUAUUGAUAGAGAAUCGGGUUAUUGGACUAAAAUGUUACAAACAUUGUUGAAGCACUACAGGACUGCACUUAAGAGUACAACCCAACCAGAUGGAACCUUCUUGUAACCUUCCUCUUUACUCUGACCAUGCCUUGACAAAACAUGUGAAGCGAACAACAUAAAAGGAAAUGAAAAUAGAAGAAAAGCCACCGAAUAGUUGUGUUGAUUAUUUGUUAAAGGCUUCUGCCUUGGGGAGGGAAGGCACCCCUAAUUGUCUGUUUCAUUUUCUCUCAUUUGUUUCUGCUUAAGGAGACAACAUACUGCUGGUCCAUUUGUUUACUGAUUGUGCUUAUUUGGAAGGGUGUGUUGUCUGUGAAUCCAUUCACAACUUGCUGGGUUUUUUUUUUCCCCUUUUCUUUUUUGUGUCGAAUAUUAGUUUUGUUGGAAAGAAUUGUUUGGAUUCGGUGAUUUA
Mangifera indica (mango) is the source of this 2103-nucleotide messenger RNA. RefSeq names its product putative disease resistance protein At3g14460. The record is from RefSeq and is a predicted model, not a curated record. NCBI's taxonomy places the organism in Eukaryota, Viridiplantae, Streptophyta, Magnoliopsida, Sapindales, Anacardiaceae. The transcript has 2 exons. The coding region runs from base 1 to 1110 and encodes 369 amino acids.